Molecule: messenger RNA, 1345 nt
Organism: Leptinotarsa decemlineata (Colorado potato beetle)
Lineage: Eukaryota; Metazoa; Arthropoda; Insecta; Coleoptera; Chrysomelidae
Cellular component (GO): membrane
Source: RefSeq, a predicted model, not a curated record
UUCCACAGUUAUAACUAUACUCCAAAGAAAUGAAUGUUGUACAGAAAAUAGAGAUAGUUCAAUGUAUUUUUUCAAUCUUGAUAGCAAAUGUAGGGACACUAUUGAAACUCCUGAUAGAGAGGGAUGGAACAUCUAGCACGUUGGAGGGAUUACCAAAUGUAUCCUGGACACUACCGAUUACUAUGUAUACACCUUUUUGGACAGUGUGUUACAGCCUUGACGGCAUUGCUUCAUUUUUGAUACUUAAAACUGCAUGUUCCUACGGAAAGUUUGAUGGUGUAUCUGGUUUCAUUUUAUAUGGAUUCACCUUAGCAGCUUGUUGGUCAUGGUCAAUUGUUUUGUUUAUAGAAAAAAUGACAGGACUGGCAUGGCUCUUAGUACUAAUUGCAUCGAUAACAUCUCUGGGAGUAAAUCUCACUUUUUGGAUUAUCAAUCGCGUUGCUGGCUAUCUGUCAGUACCUGCCACAAUAUGGAUCCUUUUUCUAUUCAUUUGGAAUACAACUUUAUCAAAUAAGCAAAUGUAAAGAUUUAUAUUUUACUGGGAAUACCGUCAUCAAGAAAUGUUGAAACAAACAUUAUUCAUUAAAAAUUAUGAAAGAAAGAAAUGAAAGAACAGGGGUAAAGCAAUCAGAAGAAUGAGUUUUUUUUAUACUCAUACAAAUUAUAAUUUAUAAUGUUCACUUUCUCCCUCUUAGCAGAUAUUUCAUCAUAAUUUGAUUGAAAUUUUUAAAUUAUUAUCAUGGUUAAUUGAUAAGUUUUCAUACAGAAAAAAACAAGAGGAAUUCAAUGCACCUUCUAUAGAAUAUUGCUAGAAAGGUUAUAUUUAUAUUAUAAAACAGCCUAACACUCCUUUUAUUGAAUUGUAAAGUUUCUAUAACCCUUCGAUAUUACAUAAUUAUAAUGCAAAUGGAAUAAUCAAAUUUCAAACCAGUUCAAUUUUUCAACUGGGAAAAGGGUUUUCAGUAGGUACAAAUAAUUGUAUUUUCGAAAUCUCAAUAAAAUUGUCAAUAAUUUUCUUUAUAAAUAUAAAGUUAUUCCGGAACGGGAGUUUCCAAUAUAAUAAACAAGAUGCGGAUUUUGAAAAAUAUUACAAAAUCACUGAACUCAGUUUUAUAGCAAUGUUUUCAUUUUGCUAAUUAUCUCAUUAUAAAGUAGAACUUCAUGUGAUAAUAGUUGUAAGUUCAUUAAGUCAUAUAAUAAUGAGAUCUACACUUAUCCUACAAGAAACGUGAACAAUUUCCAUAUAGCUCGAACUUGAAAUGUAAGCUCAAUGAAGACAUUUUUUUUUAUUGAUUUGGUAGUUACUUGAUGAAAAUCCAUAGUAAUUUCGAAAACUACACCUCAU